This is a messenger RNA of Venturia canescens, 541 nucleotides long. RefSeq lists its product as uncharacterized. The record is from RefSeq and is a predicted model, not a curated record. Bases 59 to 451 code for a protein of 130 amino acids. The transcript is spliced from 4 exons. Lineage: Eukaryota; Metazoa; Arthropoda; Insecta; Hymenoptera; Ichneumonidae.
CUUGAAAAUAGCGUAUACGCUGACGCCUGCACAUCUGGAUUCAAAGGGAUUUCAAAAAAUGAAUGUCUUAUUAGCUUUCCAGCUUCUUCCCAAGCCUGUGAGUACCGCAAUGGAAGCCUUGAAGGAUGAUCCCAGAUACCUGGAAUUGAACAACUCAUUACCAACGAUCCAAUUAAUCGAAAUGGUCGACAAUUUAAUACACGCGAUGACGUCGCGUACUUCAUGGGAUGCAUUGUAUGGCGGAGACAGCUGCACAGCGACGAAGGCAAUCAAGGACUUUUUGGAAUUUUUCGGAAAAUGGGAAAACUUUGCAAAAUCCAACAACGUUCCGUUUCCCGUAUCGUCUAGUACCCUUACGGGUUUAAAAGUGAGGCUGAGAAGUACACUGGAACUGUUGGAAUUUCCACAAAGGAAUUGUGAUUUCCAGUAUUUGAUGUCUCGUCAAUCAUGAAUGCACUCGAGCGACUUUUCGGCAUCUUACGCUACUGUUGCGGCGGGGGCGACCACCCUGAUCCUGUGACAUUCAUGCAUGUAAUUCGUC